AUGAAGUUGAAUUUGGCUGCUGCUUUGGCAUUGACGCUCACCGUUAUAUUACCAGUUUGGGGUCAACAGCGUGUGAACUGUAGAUGGGGGCCAUACGGAGAGUGGUCCGAGUGCGACGGCUGCACCAGAACAAAGGUCCGAACUCGCCACGUGGACGUGUACGCCCAGUUUGGCGGUGUGCCGUGUUCAGGAGACGCUACUCAAACACAGUCGUGUGAACCGGUGAAAAGGUGUCCCCUGGAAACAGGCUGUGGAGACCGGUUCCGCUGCACCUCCGGUCAGUGCAUCAGCCCGUCUUUAGUGUGCAAUGGAGAUCAGGACUGUGAGGACGGUCUGGACGAGCAAGGCUGUGAUCGGGACAACAGCCAUGACUCCUGUGACCUGGACAAAACGCCUCCCAACUCGGAGUUUACAGGCAGAGGCUACAACGUCCUGACGGGAGAACUGAGAGCGGCGGUGAUCAACACCCUGAGCUUCGGAGGGCAGUGCAGGAAGGUCUUCAGCGGCGACCACAAAGUCAUGUUCAGACUGCCUCAGAACAUCCUCAGAUACAACUUUGAGGUGAAAGUAGACAAUGACGAAAGUGAUGAGUCCUACGAAAGCGCCUGGUCCUACAUGCAGCACAUCCAGUCCAACGCCUUGUUUGGACACGACCGCCGUACCUUCCACAGAGAGCUCACUGAUAACAAGGCCCACAGACUUCUAAUCCUGAAGAAUAGAGUGGAGCUGGCCCAGUUCCAGAACUCCGCCCCUCAGUACCUGACCCUGUCCGAGGGCUUUUGGAAAGCCUUGUCCUCGCUGCCCUUCACAUACGAUUACUCGGCGUACCGCCAGCUGCUGCAGAGAUUCGGCACACACUACCUCUCCGAGGGCUCGCUGGGAGGAGAGUACCAGGCCCUGCUGGAGUUCGAUCACCAGGCCUUCACAUCGAGCGGUACCACCGAUCUGGAGUACCAGAGGUGCUGGAAAAAGGUGAAACGCCGUUGGUUCAGGAAGAAAACCAAGAUUGUUUGUGAAAAUCUAUCAAAGUCUUUGAAAUUUAGCGAUGGAAACACCGUCACCAAAAAGCCGAUUAAGGUGAAUAUAAAUGGAGGAGACAUAUCGCUUCUGGCAGCUCUGAGUGUUCUGGAUCUGGAAAAUCCCGAAGCUAAUGGAGAGGUCUACGAUAACUGGGCCUCAUCCGUCAAAGACUUUCCAGACGUAAUAAACCAAAAGCUGCGGCCGCUCUACGAGCUGGUGAAGGAGGUGCAGUGCGCCGGGCUGAAGAGGCUCCACCUGAAGAGGGCCACGGAGGAGUUCCUGGCCGAGGAGCAUCCCUGCCACUGCAGGCCGUGUCGGAACAACGGCCGGCCGCUGCUCACCGGCUUCGAGUGUCGCUGCGUGUGCCGUCCCGGGACGCGGGGAUCGGCCUGUGAGAUCGGAGUGCCGACCGGGGAGCAGCCAGGGGUGAUCCACGGCGGCUGGAGCUGCUGGUCCUCAUGGGGGUCUUGUUCUGGAGGUCAGAGGUCAAGAACUCGAAGCUGCAACAACCCGGCACCCAGCGGAGGAGGGCAGAACUGCGUCGGGCUCCAGGCGGAGCAGGAGCCUUGUGAAGACGCAGACAUGCAGUAUUUACAGAUGAUGGAGCCUCAGUGUUUCAGUCUCUCCGUGACCCCACCAAAGACCUGCAGAAAUCCACCUAACCUCAGGAACGGAUUUAUUCAGAAUCCUAAAGACUUUUACCUGGUUGGAAAUACAGUGGAGUACUCCUGUCAGGAGGGAUAUUACCUCAGUGGGAGUGCCACCGCCACCUGUGGCAACAACCAGCAGUGGAGCGCCGGAUCGCAGCUCUGUAAAAGUGCUACAUGUGGGUUUCCCUCGCUCAACGAUGCUGUUGAAGCCACGCCCACCAAAGCAGCCUAUCAGAUUGGAGACGGAGUGUCUCUGUCCUGUCCCGAUGGACUGGUGUUGGAUGGCGAGGUGUCGCAGACGAUGUGCAGUCCCAGUCUGCAGUGGUCUCCGUCUCCUGAUCUCACGCAGUGCAAAGCAGCUCCCACAGGCCCCGCUCCUCCAGCUGACUUGAAGUGUAAAAUCUGGGAGACGACGGGGAAAACCAAGUGUGUGUGCAAAAUGGCUUUUCAGUGCUCGACCUCUCUGCAGCUGUGUGCCAGGUUGGGAUCCGGUGCGGCCCGUUUGCUGGGCCUGUGCCAGCUGGGCGCUCUGCGCUGUGCAGGACGCGCCUUCACUCUGGCCCCCGACGGAGACUGUACCUGGCCCGACCAGACGCUCACGACCUGCGAGGACUGCAAACCGGGGACCAGAUGUCGAGGUGAAAAGUGUGAAUGCCACGCAUCGUCUGAAUGCCCCACGGACUCCGCCCCGCUGUGCGUCAGCCCCGGUGCUGGUGGGGCCGCUGUGACCAUGACUGAAUGUGAGGUGGGGGUCCGGCGGUGCGCGGGGGAGCGGGUCCAUGUCAUCGGUAUCGACGCCUGUCCGGAUUAA
Molecule: messenger RNA, 2481 nt
Organism: Salarias fasciatus (jewelled blenny)
Lineage: Eukaryota; Metazoa; Chordata; Actinopteri; Blenniiformes; Blenniidae
Product: complement component C7-like
Exons: 18
Coding region: 1-2481 (826 amino acids)
Biological process (GO): complement activation
Cellular component (GO): membrane attack complex
Molecular function (GO): protein binding
Source: RefSeq, a predicted model, not a curated record